Haliotis rubra (blacklip abalone) is the source of this 1240-nucleotide messenger RNA. RefSeq names its product thioredoxin domain-containing protein-like. The record is from RefSeq and is a predicted model, not a curated record. The transcript has 9 exons. The coding region runs from base 144 to 1100 and encodes 318 amino acids. NCBI's taxonomy places the organism in Eukaryota, Metazoa, Mollusca, Gastropoda, Lepetellida, Haliotidae.
ACAACAUAACACGUUGUAGCAUUUGGUCGCAUCGUCUGCUAUCGUCGACAGUGGCUACUGGGUACCGGAGCGUCUUUCAUUGUUCCUUGUUUGUCAAGUGUGGAGAUUAGUGCUACCAGUUUCAUUUCAUCUCAGUGUCGAAAAUGGUUGAGGCACGCGUGAGGAACUUUUGCCUGAUUUGGACUUUACUCCUGAAUUUUCAGCUGUUGGUGCCAGUGUUCACCGAAGAUCCUGCGCAACCAUCACCUGUAGAAGAAGCAACGAAAGAUACGUUUGUAACUUUUGUCACAAACAAUCCGUAUUUGUUGGUUUUAUUUUACGAGCCUGGGUGUGUGACUUGUGAAGAAGCCAAACUGACCAUAAGCAAGCUUGAGACACCUGAGUUAUUCCCUGGAGAGCUGAAGAAGAUCCAGAUAUCGGACCUGGACCUGGCUGCCUCCUUUGGAGCCUUCGUCACCCCCGGCUUUGUUCUGUUCAGGCACGGUACUGGGAGUCCAGUCGUCUAUGACGGAGUGACUGUGGACACAGAGAACAUUGAGACCUGGGUGAGCAUAGCUUCAGACGUAGCAACCAAGACUUUAACUGACGACUCCUUCGAGCAUCUCACCCAGGCAGCCACUGGAGCCACAACAGGCGACUGGCUUGUUGCAUUUUACAAAGAUUCCUGUUCAAAGAUUCUGUUUGCCAUGGAAAGUUUUGGAGUCAGGAUGAAGAGGAAAAUGAACGUAGCCAAGGUGGAUAUGGCAACCAAUCCCCGAUUGGUGAAAAGGAUGAAAAUUACAAAAUGUCCAAGUGUCAUAUUUUAUAGACAAGGCAAAAUGUACCGCUAUGAAGUAGAAAAAUAUGACACCAAAUCUUUGACAUCAUUCGUGGAAGGAUGGUACAAAAAUAUGAAGGCAGAGUCGGUACCUGUGGAUCCCUCAAGUUUUGAUGAACUUACAGAAAAUAUUGCAAAGGCUUUGAAAGACCAAAUUGAAGGCCCUAAUCGUUUCACCUUCCUGACAAUAGCUGGAGGAGUUGCCUCCCUUGUUCUACUGAUCCUCAUCUGUGCCUGUGUCAUGAGUCGUAGAGCUGCGGAGAGGAAGAAGAAGCUCUUCUAGAUGCUGCCAUGUGUGACGGUGUUCAGCCAAAUGUAUCCUAUGUAUGGAAGAUCAUGGGCAUAUUGAGUACACCUUAGUGUUAAGUGAUGUGAGGAAAUUUGAGGUGUACGAAGCGUGGGGUGAAUAAAUGGGUGUUGACG